Messenger RNA from Lasiodiplodia theobromae, 1914 nucleotides. Its product is annotated as Glycerol-3-phosphate o-acyltransferase. Gene Ontology annotation, biological process: phospholipid biosynthetic process. Gene Ontology annotation, molecular function: glycerol-3-phosphate O-acyltransferase activity; glycerone-phosphate O-acyltransferase activity. The record is from RefSeq and is a predicted model, not a curated record. NCBI's taxonomy places the organism in Eukaryota, Fungi, Ascomycota, Dothideomycetes, Botryosphaeriales, Botryosphaeriaceae. The transcript has a single exon. Bases 1 to 1914 code for a protein of 637 amino acids. Gene Ontology annotation, cellular component: endoplasmic reticulum membrane.
AUGGCCUCGAAACAGCACCGGCGACUGCUGGUGCCCUGGAUCUACGACAUAGGAGUAUUUGUCUUCACGCUAUGCCUGGAUAUAUUCUUCCGCGAAGUGUACCCGCGCAACGCGUGGCGUGUGCCUGCAAAGGGGCCGGUCGUCAUCAUUGCGGCGCCGCACGCCAACCAAUUCGUCGACUCGGCACUGCUGAUGCGCAUCCUCUCUCACCAUGCGAACCGGCGCGUGUCGUUCCUCAUCGCCGAAAAGUCGAUGCGGGAGCCGUACAUCGGCGCGCUGGCUAGUCGUAUGGGCGCGCUGCCUGUUGUGCGCGCAAUGGACAACAUCAAGCCGGGUGCCGGGAAGAUCUACUUGCCCGAUCCGGAAGGCGACCCGACCCUGGUGCGUGGCAAGGAUGGCGUCGACUUCACCUCCUCCGCCUACAUGGUCGGCGGCAACCUUAUCCUGCCCAAGGUUGGCGACGAGAGCCCCGAUCAGCAGCCCAUCGCCGAGAUCCUGUCUCAAGACUCGCUGCGCCUGCGGACUCCGUUUAAGACUUUCGAGCCCGACCAUCCAUUGCACAAGGCGCUCCGCGAGGGCGCCGCCUUCAAGGUAUCGCCGCACAUAGACCAGCACAAGAUGUUCGACGCCGUCUACAACGAGCUCUGCGCCGGUGGAUGCAUCGGUAUUUUCCCAGAAGGCGGCUCUCAUGACCGCCCGUCUCUCCUCCCUCUGAAGGCUGGCGCCGCCAUCAUCGCACUCGGCACUCUCGCCCGUGAGCGUGACUGCGGCCUCACCAUCCUCCCCUGCGGCAUGAACUACUUCCACCCCAACAAGUUCCGCUCGCGCGCCGUCGUCGAGUUCGGCAGCCCCAUCCGCGUUGCACCCGCCCAGGUCGACGCCUUCCAAGCCGGCGGCGACGAGAAGCGGCACGCCGUCAGCUCGUUGCUAGCGACGAUCGAGGAAGCGCUGGCCGCCGUGACGCAGCAGGCGCCGGACCACGAGACGCUGAUGCUGGUGCAGGCGACGCGGCGGCUGUACAAGCCGCUGCGGGCCAAGCUGCCGCUCGCGACGACGGUCGAGCUCAACCGGCGCUUGCUCGAGGGCUACGCGCGCUUCCGGCACGCGCCGCAGGUCGAGGCGCUGACGCGCUCCGUGCUGGCCUACAACCGCCAGCUGCGCGCGCUGGGCGUCAAGGACCACCAGGUCGAGUGGGGCGACGUCGGCCGCCGGCCCUGGCUCUUCGUGCUCGCCACGCUGCUGUACCGCGUCUUCUUCCUCGCCGCCCUCGUCGCCGGCACCCUGCCGUCGCUCGCCCUGUUCUGGCCCGUCUUCGUCACGUCCAAGGCCAUCUCGGUCAAGAAACAGCGCAAGGCCCUCGCCAACUCGUCGGUCAAGCUCGAGGCCCGCGACGUGGUUGGCACGUGGAAGAUGCUCGUCGCCCUCGGCCUCGCGCCCGCCCUGUACGUGUGGUACACGAGCGUCGUCUCCGUCUGGCUCGUCUUCUGCCGCGGCGGCGGCAAGCUGUGCGUCGACGCCGCCCCUUGGUGGGCCAGGGCCACGACGUGGGUGCCCGCCUGGCUGCCGCUGAAGCUGUUCGUGCCCGCCUUCUUCGCGCUGAUGGUCGCCGUCACGUUUGCCGGGCUGAGGAUCGGAGAGGUGGGCAUGGACGUCGUGAAGAGCUUGCCGCCGCUGCUGGUCGCGUUGAAUCCGUUCAGCAAGGGUGCGUUGGUGCGGCUGAGGGAGAGGAGGAGGCAGGUGGCGAAGGAGGUGGUCGAGGUCAUUGAGAGGUUUGGGCCUGAGGUGUUCCCUGAUUUCGAGGAACAGAGGUUGUUGUUCGCGAAGAAGGGAGAGGAUGAGGACGUGAGUAGUGAUGAUGAGGGGCCGAGAUACGACGAUGGGGUGGUGGAGUCGGAAAUGAAAAAGGACGUGUGA